Molecule: messenger RNA, 511 nt
Organism: Vitrella brassicaformis
Lineage: Eukaryota; Vitrellaceae
Source: the annotation of a GenBank genome assembly
UUAGUAGCCGGGGUUGCCGCCAGGCGUCGGGCGGCCGAACAGGAGCACGUUGGGCUCCUUGCUGACACCCGUUGAUUGACACACAGGGACAAGACAGACAGCGCGAACAUCGGAUGAAUGGAUGGCAGUGGCUGGCUGGCUGGAUGCCAUCCAGCCUGGUCGUGUCCACAUGUGGAUCCUCAUACCCUGGAUGCCCCAUGUGGAUCCAGCCUUUGCUCAUGCUCAGCCGCAGCCCGCCACGGCCCCACUCCUCCUCGGUCAAUGUGUCGCGGCCAGCCUGCUUCGCCGCUCUCAUCAGCCUCUUGUACUCCUGCAAGGUGGCCGCACUCAACCUGACCACACAGAAUCAGCCAGCAGGCGGGCAUUCCAUGGAGUGGAACCUCUUCUGUUUAUCUUAUUGUACGAUCCGCCACUCGCCCCAGUUGUCCUUGAGGCGAGGGCCGUAGAGGUUGCCACUCGUGUCGGCCAGUGGUAUUGCCUCCCUCUCUUGUGAGAUCGGUAAACUUGCCAU